UUUUAUAUUCAUUUUUUUGUGUUUUCAUUUUCUUCUCCAUUCGAUUUCUUCAGAACAGCAAGAGAGGAGAAUCAAUUCCUCAUCAUUGGAAUUGUUUUCUCUCUGAACCCCUUCAGAAAAAAUCGCAGCUUUAGAUUCUAGCUGUUCCUUUUUUCUUGGUUAAGAUUACGCUUGAAAAUUUCUUAUACUCACAGUUUCAGCCACAUUUUGAUACAAAGAUCUAUGCUUUAAGCUGUUUCAGGUUCUGGGUUGGAGUUGUUCUUCCUCAUAAACCAUUGAUUCUUCUGCAAAACUGUACCCCCCCCCCCCCCCCCCAAAAAAAAAAGAAGUCCAAGUUUCUCUCUCUCUAUCUCUCUCUGUGUCCUGAAGUUGAAAGCUUUUGUUUUUAUUUUUUAUAUUUUCUCGUGUCUUUCUCUCUCUCUUUUUUGUGAGGGUGGACUUGUGGAAUGCCGGGGUCAGAGGUUUCUGAAACAUGUUGUUGUUGUUGUUGUAGCAGCCUUUUUGGUGAAUUGGGUUGCUGAGGUUUCUGUAUUGGGUGGUAGAGAAUCUCAGUUCUGAGAGAUCUAAGCCUCUUUUAAGGUUUUUGGAUUCAUCAUCACACACCCUUUUUGUUGCUUAGUUCUGAAAGUGAAAGAGUGAGAGAGAUUGAAGAUGAUGAGGAUGAGGAAUAGUAAUAAUAAUAAGACAAAUGGCCUUUCCCCUAUCAUGAAUGGAAGCUCAGCUGGUUGCAGAGCUGAACCCGGUUCAAUGGAUUGGGAGAGGAGGCCAGGUGGAAUGCUGGUUCAGAUGCGAACCGGUAAUUCGGAUCAGAACUCAGUUCAUGUACCAACUAUUAGAGUUAGGGUCAAGUAUGGUUCAAUUUACCAUGAAGUCAACAUUAGUUCCCAAGCUACAUUUGGGGAAUUGAAGAAAAUGCUGUCAGGGCCAACUGGGUUACACCACCAAGACCAAAAGCUGUUUUACAAAGACAAGGAGAGAGAUUCAAAAGCUUUCCUUGACAUAGUUGGGGUCAAGGACAAAUCAAAGAUAGUGCUUGUGGAAGACCCUAUUAGUCAAGAGAAGAGGUUAUUGGAGAUAAGAAAAAAUGCUAAGAUGGAGAAAGCUGCAAAAUCUAUCUCAGAAAUCAGCUUGGAAGUAGAUAGGCUUGCAGGGCGGGUAUCUGCUUUUGAAUCAAUAAUUAGCAAAGGUGGGAAAGUUGUAGAAACAGAUUUUCUUAGUCUGAUUGAGCUAUUGAUGAAUCAAUUGAUUAAAUUGGAUGGUAUAACGGCUGAUGGGGAUGUGAAAUUGCAGAGGAAAAUGCAGGUAAAAAGAGUGCAAAAGUAUGUUGAAACUCUGGAUAUGCUGAAAGUUAAGAAUUCCAUGCCUAGUAGCAAUGGAGGUCAUGCCCCAAUACAGCCUCAACAAAAGCAAUCAAAUGGGCAAAAACUGGGACCAAUUCAAGAGCAACCACAAAUGCAUGCAAAUGGGAAUCAUAGGUUGGUACCAAUUCAGGAGCAGCAACAAGAACAACCAAGGAACUCAAAUGGGAAUUCCUUAGUAUUUAAGCAAGAGCAACAACAACAACCCUCAAGGAAUUCUACCUCUGGAGUUGUAGUUACCACAAAAUGGGAGACAUUUGAUUCUGUCCCACCAUUAAUCCCAGUGCCAUCCACAUCAACACCCCCAUCAGUGACCAAUAAUAAUUCAGGUCAUCCAAAGUUCAAUUGGGAAUUCUUCGACUAAAAUACCAUAAUACCACGUGUUUGUAAUUGUGUGGAUGUGAUUUGGGUUUGUCUUCCACUUGGCGUGUUAUAUGUUCUAUACAUUCUUUGCUGUAUUUAGAUUUGUUUAGCAACCCCUCUAAUAUGUCAUUUACUUCAGAAAUAAAAGGGGUUUGCUAUAAUAUUGAUUAUCAUAAAAAAAAAAAGGUUACAUUUCUGUGAUAUUGGUGG
Molecule: messenger RNA, 1931 nt
Organism: Gastrolobium bilobum
Lineage: Eukaryota; Viridiplantae; Streptophyta; Magnoliopsida; Fabales; Fabaceae
Product: BAG family molecular chaperone regulator 2-like
Exons: 4
Coding region: 652-1722 (356 amino acids)
Biological process (GO): protein stabilization
Cellular component (GO): cytoplasm
Molecular function (GO): adenyl-nucleotide exchange factor activity; protein-folding chaperone binding
Source: RefSeq, a predicted model, not a curated record